Molecule: messenger RNA, 429 nt
Organism: Alternaria conjuncta
Lineage: Eukaryota; Fungi; Ascomycota; Dothideomycetes; Pleosporales; Pleosporaceae
Exons: 2
Coding region: 1-429 (142 amino acids)
Source: RefSeq, a predicted model, not a curated record
AUGCCCACAACCGCCUUCCUGGCCCUGCCAGCCGAGAUCCGCGUCAACAUCUACAACCACAUCUCGCCCGCAUCCACCUCCCUCGCCUCCUACUCCGGUCUCCUCCAAACCUGUCGCCUCAUCCGCAAAGAAUGGAAGCACGAAGCAAAGAAACAAACAUCCGAAGAAUACACCCAGCUCCUCGCUUUCCUCGCCAUCCACAACAUACGCAUCCUCACGUCUGCCCGCGAUCCAUCAAAAAGAUCAAAGCUCGUACUCCGCCUCCCACCACUAGACCCCACUGCCAGUACCCUCUGGCUGCCAAAUUUCCUUCCCUGGCACUGGUCGUGGAUAACAGCCGUCAUCGUCAUCUUUGGCAACGAGUGGCCGCGAAACUACGGGUCGCAACUUGCCAUUUACGACCUGUACUGCGACACGUACAAGCAAUAA